AUGGAUGAGUUCGUUAACCACAAGGCAACGGAGCUGAGGCUGGGAUUACCAGGAACGGACAAUGUAUGUGAAGAAACAGAGAGAGUUUCUUGCUGUAAUAAGAGAGCAUUACCAAGUGACACUGAGAAUGAGACUGAAUCAACCACGAGGAAAACCGAAACAUCCCCUCCUCGCAAGGCUCAGAUCGUUGGAUGGCCACCAGUUAGAUCUUACAGGAAGAACAUCAUUCAGACAAAGAAGAAUGAAUCUGAUCACGAUGGUCAUGGGAUGUAUGUGAAAGUAAGUAUGGAUGGUGCACCAUACUUGAGGAAAAUAGAUUUGAGUUGUUACAAAGGAUACUCAGAGUUGCUUAAAGCUUUAGAGAUGAUGUUCAAAUUCUCUGUGGGAGAGUAUUUUGAGAGAGAUGGAUAUAAAGGCUCAGACUUUGUGCCUACUUAUGAAGACAAAGAUGGUGACUGGAUGCUUAUUGGAGAUGUUCCAUGGGAGAUGUUUGAAUGUACUUGCAAGAGACUAAGGAUUAUGAAAGGAUCAGAAGCCAAAGGUUUAGGCUGUGUUGUAUGA
Messenger RNA from Microthlaspi erraticum, 561 nucleotides. The record is from the annotation of a GenBank genome assembly. NCBI's taxonomy places the organism in Eukaryota, Viridiplantae, Streptophyta, Magnoliopsida, Brassicales, Brassicaceae.